Molecule: messenger RNA, 616 nt
Organism: Sitodiplosis mosellana (orange wheat blossom midge)
Lineage: Eukaryota; Metazoa; Arthropoda; Insecta; Diptera; Cecidomyiidae
Product: cationic amino acid transporter 2-like
Exons: 4
Biological process (GO): amino acid transport; transmembrane transport
Cellular component (GO): plasma membrane
Molecular function (GO): amino acid transmembrane transporter activity
Source: RefSeq, a predicted model, not a curated record
AUGGCAAAUACAAUGUUGCUGAUUGACGAAACACAGUUGGCCAGAGUGUUGACUUUAUUUGAUUUGACGGCGCUCGGUGUGGGCAGUACAUUGAGCUUGGGUGUAUACGUUUUGGCCAGUUCAGAUGCUUACGAUGCAGCCGGACCAGCCGUAACCAUUUCAUUUUUAAUUGCUGCCAUUGCAGCCGGUAUUUCGGCUAUUUGUUAUGCAGAGUUUGCUUCACGUGUACCCAAGGCUGGUUCGGUGUACAUUUACACUUAUUUAACUGUAGGCGAAUUUUUGGCAUUCACAAUUGGGUGGAAUUUAAUUCUCGAAUAUAUAAUUGGAGCAUCAAGCGCUGCCCGCGGUCUGAGUGUUUAUCUCGAUGCAUUGAUGUCUACAUUCUUCCAAAAUUUGCUUCCGAUGAAUGUGGACUUUUUAGCACCAUAUCCAGACUUCUUUUCAUUUGCUAUCGUUGCGCUGCUGGCAAUUUUGCUCGCAUUCGGCGUUAAAGAAUCAAGCAUUUUAAACAACAUAUUCACCAUCGUCAAUUUAGCCACGGUUAUUCUUGUCAUUGUAUCCGGCAUUAUAAAAGCAAAUCCGUCUAAUUGGUCGAUCAGCAAAGAAGACAUUCCGG